Rhinocladiella mackenziei CBS 650.93 is the source of this 774-nucleotide messenger RNA. RefSeq lists its product as uncharacterized. The coding region runs from base 1 to 774 and encodes 257 amino acids. The record is from RefSeq and is a predicted model, not a curated record. The transcript is spliced from 3 exons. NCBI's taxonomy places the organism in Eukaryota, Fungi, Ascomycota, Eurotiomycetes, Chaetothyriales, Herpotrichiellaceae.
AUGCCGGGCGACCAUGACAGGCAGCAGGAUCAGCAGGCGCUCACCACCGUGCAGCGCGACGAGGACGUGAGCAAAUUCGCACAGGUCAUUGCCGCGGCCUUUGCCAACGACACACUAAACCGAUAUAUGUUCCUCGGCCGCGAGUCCCGACCGGACCACCCAAAGCUGUCGCAAACUGACCUUCGGGUCGCGUUCUGGCAACCUUUGAUGGCAAGUCGGUUCGAAAAGGGAGGAAUUCUCGUGCAGACGUACGAUUGGGCCGGAGUCGCUCUGUGGUGGGUCACCGGACUCGUCCUCGUCGUCCCUCUUCCACUCCCUCCGUUCCAUUGGGGGAAUAAUGCAUGGUCGCAAAUGAGCAGGCUCCCUCCUGGUGUCGGAAAGCCCAAUCCCAGCGAUUCUGCUGCCGGCGGCAGUGGUGAAAACCCGGUCCCUGAGGGUGCUGCCGAGUAUCGAGAGAAAUUCGACGCCCUGAAGCAGAAAUACUUGGGCGGCCGGCCGCACUGGUAUCUCAACCUGAUUGGCAGAUUACCCUCAAGGCGAGAAGAAAAAGGCGCCAUCCGUGGUCUGAUCGAACCCUUCCUCCAGAAGGCAUGCGAAGAAAACCUGCCCGUCUGGCUGGAGGCGACCAACCGGCACGCCAAAGAGGUCUACAGCUACUUCGGGUUCAGGGUGGCGGAGGAAGUGAGAAUCGGAAAGGGAGUGGUUAACGCCGAGGGUUGGGUUCAAGCCGAUGGAGAAGGUGUCCUGCUCUGGGGAAUGGUUGCCGGCCUUUAG